This is a messenger RNA of Podarcis lilfordi (Lilford's wall lizard), 5720 nucleotides long. NCBI's taxonomy places the organism in Eukaryota, Metazoa, Chordata, Lepidosauria, Squamata, Lacertidae. The record is from the annotation of a GenBank genome assembly.
GCCUCCGCGGAGCCCGGGCAGCCUCUCCGCGUUCAUGGCUCUCUCCGGGUUGCAGCUGCGGGCCGUGCUCCGCCUCUCUCCGGCCCGCAGCGUCCUCUGGCCCGGCCCGGGGCUCCGCAACUACGCCAAGAAGGCCGGCGGUAAGCCAGGAUCUCGGGGGGGGGGAGGCUUUGCAAAGGGAGGCUGUUUCGGGGAACUCUGCACAUGGUCAGAGGGCCAAUGCAUUGCAUUGCAUUGGCCAAUUUGCAGGUAGACUGCACUGCGCUGUGGAGGUUCUGCUUCCUUCCUUCCCCCUAAAAGGGAGGCUGUUUGGGGGAACUCUGCACAUGGUCAGAGGGCCAAUGCAUUGCAUUGUAUUGGGCAAUUUGCAGGUAGACUGUAGACAAUGUUGCAGGUAGACAAUGCAUUGCAUUGUGUUGGCCAAUUUGCAGGUAGACUGCACCGCACUGUGGAGGUUCUGCUUCCUUCCUUCCUUCCCCCUAAAAGGGAGGCUGUUUGGGGGAACUCUGCACAUGGUCAGAGGGCCAAUGCAUUGCAUUGUAUUGGUCAAUUUGCAGGUAGACUGCACCGCGCUGUGGAGGUUCUGCUUCCUUCCUUCCUUCCCCCCAAAAGGGAGGCUGUUUGGGGGAACUCUACACAUGGUCAGAGGGCCAAUGCAUUGUAUUGUAUUGGCCAAUUUGCAGGUAGACUGUAGACAAUGUUGCAGGUAGACAAUGCAUUGCAUUGUGUUGGCCAAUUUGCAGGUAGACUGCACCGCACUGUGGAGGUUCUGCUUCCUUCCUUCCUUCCCCCCUAAAAGGGAGGCUGUUUGGGGGAACUCUGCACAUGGUCAGAGGGCCAAUGCAUUGUAUUGUGUUGGCCAAUUUGCAGGUAGACUGUAGACAAUGUUGCAGGUAGACAAUGCAUUGCAUUGCAUUGGCCAAUUUGCAGGUAGACUGCACUGCGCUCCUUUUGGGGCUAAUUUUUGGAACCUCAUUUCCAUUUUUGGGCUAACGAAACACGGGCCGCAGUUGUUGCGUACAUAAAUAGCCUUUUUUGACACCUGAGAAUUUCCAUCUGAAUUAUCCCCAACAGAAAGGACUCUGUUUUUUGGGGGGGGUGUGUGCUUUUAAUCAAAUUUUUUUCCGAUCCAUUAUGAAUUUUUCCCCCAAUACCCUUUUACAGGUCCACCACAUAUGAUAGAAUGUACCUCCAUUCUCAUUGCAUCUCCAGCACAUGUCCGAUUCUGUCUUAUACAUCUUAGGAAACCUACUCAGAGUAAAAUAAAGGUAAAGGUACCCCUGCCCGUACGGGCCAGUCUUGCCAGACUCUAGGGUUGUGCGCUCAUCUCACUCUAUAGGCCGGGAGCCAGCGCUGUCCGCAGACACUUCUGGGUCACGUGGCCAGCGUGACAAGCUGCAUCUGGCGAGCCAGCGCAGCGCAUGGAACGCCGUUUACCUUCCCGCUAGUAAGCGGUCCCUAUUUACCGUAUUUUUUGCACCAUAACACUCACUUUUUUCCUCCUAGAAAGCAAGGGGAAAUGUCUGUUAUGGAGCGAAUGCCUACGGAUGGCGGGGGGAUCUGCUGGAAUCGUGAGCAGAGGAUCCAUGGUUCCCCUUCCUUCCCUCCUCCGUGGCUCGCUUUGAAACAGCAAAGCGGGAGAAGAGCCGCUGAGUGGGGAGGAGAGAGGGACAGAGAGCCUGCUUGCUUUAAAGGAGCAAAGCGGGAGAGGAGAGGAGCCUUCUCCUCUUAUACCCCUCUUCUGCAUUAUUAACAGCAUCCUUCUCCACUCACCCCACACGUGUUCCUUGUCCCUUGAGUGCUUUUCCUUCCCUCCCCACUUGAAACAUGGUUACAAAGCACAGAUCCACAUGGAUCCUCAGGAUUUUUGCAUUGGGCUACCCCAAACUCACCGUCAGAUCACAUGUCUGUGGCCACAGCAUGAACCACAAAAAUCAUACAUCCGCUGUUUCAUUUAGAAUAUUUUGUUUGUUUGUUUUCCUUCUCUAAAAACUGUGUGCGUGUUAUGGUUGGGUGCGUGUUAUAGAGCGAAAAAUACGGUAUUUACUUGCACCCGGGGGUGCUUUCAAACUGCUAGGUUGGCAGGCGCUGGGACCGAACGACGGGAGCGCACCCCGCCGCGGGGAUUCGAACCGCCGACCACGCGAUCGGCAGGUCCUAGGCGCUGAGGUUUUACCCACAGCGCCACCCGCGUCCCUUACUCAGAGUAAAAUACCAUGUGUAAAUCAUUUUCAGGUGGUUCUCCUUCAAGGAAUAACAUGCUGUAGACUUCAGAUCGCUCUUCCAGAGUUUCCUCCAGAGAGUAAAAUCUAUAUUAUGUCCUAUAUCUAUUGCCCAGUGUAUAAUAGAGUUCUUUUGUUUCCCAACCAAUUUUAGGACCUGCUCCUCUUUGCUCCCUUCCCAGCAACCUCAAGGACAAUGGAGGCAGCAUUUCCCCCCCAGUUCAUUAUGGAUCAUUUCCCUUCUCUUUCUGUUUUCAUCCAGGUGUAAAGUUCAGAGGGAAAGGCCCCACCAAAGAAGACAUGAAGGGUCCCGAAGUCUGCAAAGACGCCGCGAUCCUCACCACCCACGCCGUGGGGGUCAACAUCUACAAGGAAGGCCCGGAAGUAGCUUUGAAGCCGGACUCGGAAUAUCCGGAAUGGUGAGUUUGCGGCAGACGAAGAGCCAAUCUUCUGUAGAAAUUUAGACAUUUGGUUUUUUUUAAAUUAACAAAUCAAGUUUCUAGUCCACAGGAUGUGUGCAACGAGAUAGAGAUUCGGGGGACAGUGCGUUGAGGAACCUCAGGUUCCCGUUUUGAAUCAGAAGAACAACUUUUUCGGAAAGGUCUCUGCCCCCCCACCCCAAUGCCCGAAAUAUAUCCAGUAGCCAAAAAUACUUUUAACUUGAAUCCAUAGCAUAGAAGUAAGGGUUUUGAAUCAAUAGUCAAAUAGUGGAUCUUAUUCUGAUUGCCCCAGCGACAAACCUUGCCACCUUUGCCGUCACCUGCUCAUCUUGAUCUGUCAAGAGAAAGGACACUGGGGCAGGGGCUGGGCGACCCAGAAUGGACGAUAAAAGAGGGGUGAUAAUCUCAUUCCUCAAGUCUUUAUCAAGAGGGCAAGCCAGAAGGUCAUGUGCCACCGAUUCGGGACUGCCGUCUCCGCAGGGAUGUUUGUCGUGUGGCAUCUGUUGGAAACGUCCCUCAAGAACAGCUGAGGGCAAGACACUUAAUCUCACGAGAGUCAAAGCGCAUCUGUAUUUUAGAAUUGCUAGGUGAUACAGAUAGGGUGCUGGAGAGUCGAAAUGGGAAGGUGGAAAACAGUCAUGCCAUGGGCAAAAUUUCCUUAUUGUGGCCAAGUUGUUCUGACGCUCAAUAUCAUUUAAAGGCUCAAUAUCCCUUUACCCUUUAAAAGGACCCCUGACCAUUAGGCCCAGUGGUGGCCGACUCUGGGGUUGCGGCGCUCAUCUCGCUUUACUGGCCGAGGGAGCCGGCGUACAGCUUCCGGGUCAUGUGGCCAGCAGGACUAAGCCGCUUCUGGCGAACCAGAGCAGCGCACGGAAACGCCAUUUACCUUCCUGCCGGAGCGGUACCUAUUUAUCUACUUGCACUUUGACGUGCUUUCAAACUGCUAGAUUGGCAAGAGCAGGGACCGGGCAACGGGAGCUCACCUCGUCAUUGCGGGGAUUCGAACCACCGACCUUCUGAUUGGCAAGUCCUAGGCUCUGUGGUUUAACCCACAGCGCCACCCGCGUCCCUCCAAUAUCAUUUAGGCGCUGACAAAUUAGACUGUUUGCUUUACUAAAACCCAAAGUGAGUAACUGUUGUGGGGAUAAACCACAACAGUGAAGUUUUUGAUGGACAAUUUCAGUCCAGGUGCUUUUGGGUUCUUGCAGCGCUAGGGAUAUUAGAUCAGGGGGAUUUGAGUUUAGGCAAAGCCAAUAGUUAAGUGUCCUGCGCCAGAUCCGUCAUUCUGCCGAGGGAAGAUUAGCCUCGAGGUGCAAUGAUGCACUCUCGACCGUCACGCCAGGCUGGCUCUCGCAGUUCCCUCUCCUACUUUCUCGGCUCACCCCAUCACCUUUCCCUUUGUUAACGGAAAAAAUCUGAGGGCUCCCUUGGACAAAAACAAAGACACCAACCAGGAUAACUUGGAGCGAAACAGCAGCCUGUAGGCUUGGCCUUUAUUGAUCUGUUGCAACAGGGUGCUCCCCUCACCUGCAGGAGAGAGGAGGGACCCAGAAAAAUGGCAUGCAAGACCUUAUAAAGACUUUUGGAAUUGCCACCCUGUAGAUCAAGGGACGCGGGUGGCGCUGUGGGUAAAACCUCAGCGCCUAGGAUUUGCCGAUCGUCAGGUUGGCGGUUAAAUCCCCGCGGCGGUUAAAUCCCUCCCGUCGCUCGGUCCCUGCUCCUGCCAACCUAGCAGUUCGAAAGCACCCCUGGGUGCAAGUAGAUAAAUAGGGACCGCUUACUAGCGGGAAGGUAAACGGCGUUCCGUGUGCUGCGCUGGCUUGCCAGAUGCAGCUUGUCACGCUGGCCACGUGACCCGGAAGUGUCUCCGGACAGCGCUGGCCCCCAGCCUCUUAAGUGAGAUGGGCGCACAACCCUAGAGUCGGACACGACUGGCCCGUACGGGCAGGGGUACCUUUACCUUUACCUUUAGAUCAAGACCACCCCCAGAAACAUCAUACCUACAUCACAGAACGGGUUUAACCUAAGACCACCCCUCAGGUACAUCAUACAUACAUCACAGAAAAGGCGGUCUACAACAGAAAUUUGAAGGUUGUUUUUCUCCUGUCCUUGUUUAUCUCCUGUCUGGCAGGUUACUUGAUUGGAUUGCCUGGGAAGCCCGGCCAUUCUUUUGUAGUGAUAAAUACUUAGUUCCUGGGCCAGGUCACAGGCUCACACCCUCUUCAAACACAGACAUACCCUUAAGACAGGAUUUGUGAGGAAAGAGACAAUGGGAGGUUUCCCACUUUGACCUUGCAGAGAAAACAUUUGCUCAGUUUAGGAAUCAAAAUGGUUCCAGGUCGGUCUUCCUGUGCUGAUCUAUGUACCGUAUUUUUCGCUCUAUAACACCCACCGGACCAUAACACGCACGUAGUUUUUAGAGGAGGAAAACAAGAAAAAAAAUAUUCUAAACGAAAUAGUGGAUAUAUGAUUUUUGUGGUUCAUGCUGUGGCCACAGACAUGUGAUCUGACAGUGAGUUUGGAGUAGCCCAAUGCAAAAAUCCUGAGGAUCCAUGUGGAUCCAUGCUUUGUAACCACGGAGGAGGGAAGGAAGGGGAACCAUGGAUCCUCUGCUCACGACUGCAGCAGAUCCCCCCGCCACCCGCAGGCAUUCGCUCCAUAACACGCACAGACAUUUCCCCUUACUUUCUAGGAGGAAAAAAGUGAGUGUUAUGGUGCAAAAAAUACGGUAUGUGCUUGGUUGGUACGCUUACGAACAUUGCCAUAUAUCUAAGACCUCAAAAUUCCUAUCACACCUUCCAGGCUUUUCCAGAUUCAUCUCGGGCCCCCCAAGAAGCUGGAGGAGCUGGACCCGGAGACCCACGAAUAUUGGCGGAAGCUGCGGAAGCUGAACAUUUGGCAGGAAAACAAACUCAAGAAAGUCCGGUCGUUUUGAUGCAGAGAGCUGUGAAAGCGGCGGUUGGUUGCUGGGAAAGGACCUUGUUUUCUAGUUUUAUGUCUCCCUUUGGUGUAAAAGUUGGCCAAUAAAAACCUCAACCCUGCAGGGUAGUCCCUGUGA